Messenger RNA from Penicillium brevicompactum, 990 nucleotides. Its product is annotated as putative G-patch domain protein. The transcript is spliced from 2 exons. Gene Ontology annotation, molecular function: nucleic acid binding. Bases 1 to 990 code for a protein of 329 amino acids. NCBI's taxonomy places the organism in Eukaryota, Fungi, Ascomycota, Eurotiomycetes, Eurotiales, Aspergillaceae. Gene Ontology annotation, cellular component: kinetochore. The record is from RefSeq and is a predicted model, not a curated record.
AUGUCGGACGACGAUGACUACAUGAAUAUGGUCAUUGAGGAGGCUCCUCAAAAGGAGACCUUUACACAAAAGAAGCGCCGCGAGCAACGAGAGGCCGAAGCCCGAGGCCGAACCCUCUCCAAAUCCGAGCGCGCAGCCCAGGAAGCUGCCCGUCGCGAUGAAGCUCUCGCAACAAGCACCCUCAACCCAGCGAGCAAGGGUUUCCAGAUGAUGGCCAAGCUAGGCUUCAAGCCCGGUGAAGCACUUGGCAAGCGCAACGCGAGCGAUUCCGAAAACGACUCCUCCAAAUCACGUGCCGAGCCACUGAACCUCAUCUUCAAAGAAAACCGCGGCGGAAUAGGCCUCGACAGCGAGAAGAAGCGCAAAAUCCGCGAGGAGGCCGAGGAAGCUUCGAAAAAGAUCAAACAUGAGGAAGGAACGUACCGGGAUCGGGUGCGCGAGGAGCGCGAGACGAAACGGACCGAGGCGCAAGUGCGCGCCGCGCAAAAAGUUGCCGAGCGACUGGAUGCGGGGGAAGGGUCGGACCAGACCAAGGCUGAGGAUGACAGCAAGUCCAAGGAAGACGAGCCAAAAGCCAAGAGCAAACCGGUCAAGCUCACGUCACAGAUCAAUGUUCUCUAUCGGGGUCUUGUUCGGGAGCGCGAAAAGCAUGAUAGUGAUCGGCAAGCGCGUCAUGCUAUGCAGACUUCGUUGCCGUCAUCAUUUUUCCCGAGGGCGAAGUUACCUGAAUACGAUGAUCCGACGCUGGAGCGGGACGACAAGAAAGCUCUUGGACAAGUUGAUCACCAGACGUCGGCACUGGAGAUCGAGCUUGACGAUGAAGAUGAAGAGCUUGAUGCGUUCAAUGCCCUUGCGCCCAGUGAACGGCUACACAAGCUGGUGAUGUACCUGCGCGAGGAACAUCGGUAUUGUUUCUGGUGUAAAUAUGCUUACGAGACGGAGGAAGAGCUGCAAGGGUGUCCUGGGCUUACGGAGGAAGAUCACGAUUGA